UCGAGUUCACACCUCAUGCAAGCAAAGCCACAGUUCAUCACCUGAUGGUGUACGGGUGUCACCUCCCGGCCGUCUCCGACUUUGAAGAUCCCUGGUGUUGUGACGUCAGGCUAUCGUAUACGCGACCACCAGUGGACAGAGAUAGGCCGCAUGUCGCCACAGCUGCCUCAGACCUUUUACGACGUGAGUAACCCAGGCAUGGACUUGGAGCCCGGUGAUCUCCUCGCCGGUCGCUGCACCAUGAACAGUAUGGCCAGACAGGACAGAACUAAGAUAGGCCCCACAAACCACGACGAGAUGUGUAACUUCUACAUCAUGUACUCCACCUACUACCAAGGUCAUCUGGUCACCGACUACUGCUUCCAGGACGGCAACAGCUUCCACUGGUCCGACAACUUUGCCCAGGAAGAAAUUCCGCCAAAUGCAAGCGCACUGAACGGCAUACCAGGAGCCGAUGAAGUCAGAGAAAAAUUUGGCUUGAAACCUCGCUGAAAUUUUACGCGACUUCCCCC
Molecule: messenger RNA, 512 nt
Organism: Aplysia californica (California sea hare)
Lineage: Eukaryota; Metazoa; Mollusca; Gastropoda; Aplysiida; Aplysiidae
Product: peptidylglycine alpha-hydroxylating monooxygenase
Biological process (GO): peptide metabolic process
Cellular component (GO): extracellular region; membrane
Molecular function (GO): copper ion binding; oxidoreductase activity, acting on paired donors, with incorporation or reduction of molecular oxygen, reduced ascorbate as one donor, and incorporation of one atom of oxygen
Source: RefSeq, a predicted model, not a curated record